GCUCCGUUCUGGUUCUUGCAGCCGUCAUCUAAAAUCUGGCUGUUCCAUGCUCAACGAACUCAGGACGCACACACACUCAGACACCUGGUGCAGCAUAAGUGUACUGGCCGAGAGAUGUGACGAGACAGUCAGCCAAACGCAUAGACGGAGUGCGAAGUCAGAGUGGUGAGAGAGAUCGCGAGUGUGCGUGUCAGGCAGUCGUCGGCAGAAUUGAGAGUAACAGCAAGUGAGCGCCUCGUCUCGAACAACUGCAUAACAAGCGUGGUGCAAACAGUGUGUAGAAACCGCUCGUAGUCUUGAGUUACGUUGCGAGAGCAAAGGGCGCGCGCAAUGAAGCAGCCAAGCCGGAGCUGGUCGAUGUCGCCGAUCAUCGUGCCGGGACGUCACUGCUAGGAGAGGUUGCACUGAUAUCUUCGUCAGAUAGAGCUCGGAGAGAGAUGGGAGUCGAGCAAAAUGGCAGAGGCAGCGCGGAUGUUUUUGUUCCUGUUUAAAUCCAAGUACCGGCGGAAACGAGGCCGAGGCGGAGACGAUGCUCUCUCGCGGCUGGCACUGUUGGCCGUCAUCUGGGCGACGCUUCUUCGUUGCGCCGCGCCCCUCGAGAGCUCGCAAUUGGCCGCCGCAGCGGCCGCUACUGCCUCUUCUUCGUCGCCGCAGGGCCCACUGGCCACCGUUGCCAAUGCCUCCUCCACGUGCCACGAGCCGGACAACUGUUUCAAUGGGCACUGCGUCAAUGGCAGCUGCCUGUGCAGGGAGGGUUGGCAAGGACCCAAUUGUCAAUACUGCGCCAGCAAAGUCAGGUUAUCGGAGCCAUCGGGCAGCAUCCAUGACGGCGUGGGCAACUACACCACGGACGUGAAGUGCUCGUGGCUGAUCGAGAGCCGUGCCAAUUCGAGCAUACGCAUGCACAUCGAGGAGUUCGCGACGGAGUGCGGCUGGGAUCACUUGUACAUCUUCGACGGCGACAGCGUGGAGGCGCCGUUGCUUGGCGUCUUCACGGGCCUCAUGCACAAGGACGACUACCACAUCAGACGGGUGCCCGAAGUUAUCGCGCGCUCGGGCAGCGCCCUGCUGCACUUUUACUCGGAUGUGGCUUACAACAUGAGCGGCUUCAAUAUCACGUACAAAAUCAACGCUUGUCCUAGCAGAGAUUCGCACGUGGACUGUUCGGGACAUGGAGUCUGCAUCGAGGGCGUGUGCACGUGCGACGCCACGUGGAUGGGCGAGGCCUGCGACGUUCCAGUCUGUCCCAACAACUGUUCGGCCCACAAGGGCCAGGGCAGGUGCAAUCAUCAGGGACACCGGUGCGACUGCGAGGCCGGAUACAGAGGAGCGGACUGCAAUCAAACGAGCGAGCAGGGCUAUUGGGACGCGAUCAACUAUAACGACCUGGCUCCUGAUGGCUCAGCGAGCCACUGUGCAAUCGUUUGGCAGGACUCGCUCUACAUUGUUGGCGGCGAGAGCUUUCAUCGAGCGAAGAUGAUCUACGUCUACGACUACAAUGGUAACGUGUGGGAGACUCCGAUAGUCUCCGGUCGCCAACCACUGCCACGCUACGGUCACUCGUGCGUUCUCUUCGGCGACAAGAUCUAUAUGUACGGCGGUGUGAUCGAGAAUUCAACGGUCACUAACGAGAUCUGGGCUUUCGACGUGUCAGCUAAGCUUUGGGAGAACGUCACCGUGCACGAUAACUGUAUCAACAAAACCAUGUGUGGACCUCUUAAGGUUGCCGGCCACACUGCUAAUUUAGUACAGAGCCAUGACAAAAAGGAGAAAAUGGUGGUGAUAUUCGGUCACUCGCCGCACUAUGGCUACCUAAAUACCGUCCAAGAGUACUAUUUUGGUGCACGCGAGUGGCAGAUUGUCGAGACCUACGGUUUCCCAGUAAAAGGCGGCUACGGUCACAGUUCAGCUCACGAUCCCGACACUAAUCUCAUUUACGUGUACGGAGGCUACGUCUCGGAAUCCUUAGCCACUCAGGUCCUUACUAACCGUCUAUAUUCUUAUCAUCCGAAUCGGCCACGAGAGUGGAGGUUGCUAACAUCAGCGCCAUCGGCAAGAUUCUUCCAUACGGCUGCGUUUGUCAGCAAAUCACUCAUGCUGAUAUUUGGUGGAAACACGCAUAACGAUACACUUCACUCGUACGGCGCAAGAUGUUAUUCCGCGGAUACAAUUGCUUACGAUGUUCUUUGUGAUACAUGGAGACCGUACAAUAUGCCUAAGGAGAUGGCCGACCUGUCGCGGUACGGACACAGUGCUACUGUGUUUGGAAAGUCAAUGUAUAUUUAUGGUGGAUUCGAUGGACAGAUGCUCUCGGACAUGCUCAGGUAUACGCCAGGCACCUGCGAGCAUUUGCGCAAUCAUAGUCAAUGCUUGAACUCCAAAAUAGGCCUUAAAUGCGUGUGGGACAAGAAGAAAAGCGAAUGUCUACCGAUUACGGCAAACUUACGGAACGUCAUCCUGUCCGACGACUAUAAUGACGAUCGUUAUAUGCGUUGUAUGGAUGACAUACCACCCCGUGGCAUGACUUCGCACAAGGAGCUAUGCAAGCAGCUGGCCGAUUGCGUAGCUUGCGUGCAGACGUCCUACAACUGUGUGUGGUGUGGCAAGAGCUGCUCGUAUGAGGUCUGCAGGAAUAUUGCCAACGCCCCCUCCCUUACCGGAAUCACCAAGCUCGAGAUGUGUGAUGCACAUAGCGGUGUCGAGUGUUACAUGCUGCACACGUGCCAGGCGUGCUCCAGUAAUCCCAAUUGCAUCUGGUCAUGGUCGGGCUCUGAUAGAUGCAAACCACUUUCCGAAAUCGCUAUUGCAAACGCAAACAAUACUAUUCCGCCGCAACGCUCGCCGGUGGAUAUCUGUCGUAGUCCUUGCGUGGAGUACACUUCGUGUCGCAAUUGCACCGAGACCGAGUGCAUCUGGUGUCAAAAUGAAGAAAGGUGUGUUGACAAAAAUGCUUACCCGGCAAGCUUUCCUUACGGACAAUGUCGCGAGUGGACGACAGCACAUGAAAAGUGUCGCAACACGAGAAAUCCCAACGAGUGGUGUAUUUCGCACAACUCUUGUGCCAACUGCCGAGCAGAUCCUGCGUGUGGGUGGUGCGACGAUGGCUCAGGUACUGGUCGAGGAAAAUGUUUGCCGGGAGGUGCUCGACAGCCGAGUCAUAGAAGUCCAGAGAGCUGUCCUCUCGAUAGAUGGUACUUUACCGAAUGCCCAUCUUGUCAAUGCAACGGUCAUAGCACGUGCUAUCCCAAUAGCAGCGAGUGCAUUCAACCGUGUAAUGAUCUGACGCAAGGACUUCACUGUGAAAGAUGUAAACAUGGCUUUUAUGGUAAUCCACUGAAUGGAGCUACAUGUCAACCUUGCUCGUGUAAUGAGCAAGCCACUAACUGUACUAGUGAGACUGGAAAAUGUUUCUGUACAACGAAAGGUAUUAUAGGUGAUCACUGUGAAAGGUGCGAUGUGAGUGGACUUUAUCAUGGUGAUCCAACACAUGGAGGAUCAUGUUUUUACGAUCUAGCUAUAGAUUAUCAAUUUACGUUCAAUUUAAGUAAAAAGGAAGACCGACACUAUCGAGCGAUAAACUUUAAGAACUCUCCACCAAAACCUGACGUAGACGCUGACUUUUCUAUAACGUGUUCCGUCAUCGCCAGAAUGAAUAUAACCAUCAAGAGGUCAAACAGUCCAGAAAAACCCUUACUUCUUGGAGCUAACUGUACUAAUUUGACGUAUAAGCAUCGUUUCAGCAAAGCGGACUACAAUUUCGGAAACGAGGACAACAAUACUCUGACAACUUUCUUUGUUUACGUUUAUGACUUCCAGCCACCGCUGUGGAUCCAAAUCUCGUUUUCCCAGUAUUCUAAGCUCAAUUUGCAGCAGUUUUUUAUAACUUUUUCUACGUGCUUCCUAGCUUUGUUGCUGGUAGCUGCGGUUCUCUGGAAAAUUAAACAAAAGUAUGAUAUGUAUCGGCGAAGACAACGAUUAUUUGUCGAAAUGCAACAAAUGGCUAAUCGUGCGUUCAGCCAAGUGCUUGUAGAAAUUGAGAGACGGGACAUAAGUACUACCGAAACUGAUAACAGUGAUACUGAAGCUAAUAAUACUCGAAAAAAGAAAAAGAAAAAAGAUGCUCCAAGUCCAAUAGCUCUCGAACCUUGCUGUGGCAACAGAGCAGCAGUUUUAUCAUUACUAGUCAGACUGCCGACAGGCGGUGAGCCGUAUACUCCAGCGGGUCAGAGCGCCGGCCUUGCGGUAGCCUCGGCCUUGGUAACUCUUGGGAGUCCCCGUCGGCCCUCACAAGAACUCACCAUCAAGGAGCCCAAAAAGUCUCGAAAAUCCAGCAGUCAGCAUCCGGAGUCAACGUGCAUUUAACGGUGAAUCAUGGAGAGAACGAGUCUCAUUUAGGCCUUUGAACUUUGCAAGUUCACAUACUCAUCACGCGUUUCUCGAACCGUCGAGUGACUCUUCUGUCAUUUAUGGUCUCCUUCGUACGGAGUAUCGCUUUUCUUUCAUUCUGUUCUUUUAUACUUUUGUUUUAUUGUCAUUCCUGGUACUUAGGUCCAUUAAUCUCGUGGUACAAGACUGAAUAAACUUUAGACUUCUCCCCCUGAUCUUGAUGAUAUACGUAACCGAUAGUAUACGUAGAUAUAUCGAACAGAAACUAAUUUAAUGAUUGAUUUGAGCACAAUCGGAUAAAUAACGUUUCGUUUAAAAUUAUACCUUCUAAAAUAGUUUUUUUAACAACAUUGUUCAGUAGUCGAUAGUCGCGGAGGAGAAGAGCCAAAAGUGAUCUGUACAAAGAUAAAACGACGAAGUUGAGGAAAUCACGGCGCGAGAUUGUAUAGAUUUUGUAAAUAUAGUUACUUAUCGAAUGUCGAAACAUUUUUUAUUAUGCAAGGGAGGCAGAUUUUUUAAUUAAUAUACAAAGCUACUGACGUGAAUCGCGAGUCUUCUGUAUUGGUAAGAGUUACUAAAUUUGAUAGUGCGAUUUCAUGACCUUUGUAAAAUCGAUUCAAAUUUUCAAGAAAGCAAUUUUGCAUGAUUAGUUGAUAAUUCAUAACACUAAAUUCAAACAGAUAAUUACAUUUUCAAUACUCGUGCUUCGACGAUUUGUAUAUAUUUCUACAUAGUUUUAUGCCAAGUUAGAGUCGACAACGACUAUAAUAAUAUAAAGGAGCAAUUAAAAUCGGUGAAAGAUAUAGUUGUAAAAAAUAAGUGUAAAUUUUAAAUAAGAGAUAAUGAUAACAAGAAGUACAGUCAUCUUAUAUUCGUUUCAAAUAAUCCAUUCAAACUUUUCUUUUUUUGAAAUUUCUCUUUUUGUAAAAUUUUAAUUUCUACAUCAGUGCUUUAAAUUAUUUCCUAUUUUUGUAAAAUAAAUGUUUUCUAUUCAGAUUUAAUUCAUUAUGAAUGAUAUUAUAUUAAAUGUAUUUUAUAGAAUCUCUUUCAAUAAAUUAACCGAAAUAGGUAAUAUUCAGCACUGCUUCAUUGCUACAUGGAUAUAAUAUAAUUAAAAAUUAGAUUCAAUCGAGGCAGUGAUUAAUUAAUUAAUGAUUCGUAAAAAUAUAUAAACUGUUUUCUUCAAAUUCAAUUACUUAUAUAUGAAUUCUCUAGAAAACUUGGCUAACGUAUGAUCAUAAAUGAAAGCUGAUUGCAUUGAUUGGAAUAAUUAUAUUAAUUUGAAUAUUAUAUAAUUAAAUGAACGAAAAAAUUAAAUAUACACAAUAAUCAUUCCAGAAUUCGUAUAGCAUAUAAAAAAAAGGUUUUACAAUACUUAAAAUUUUUUAAUGAACUUCACGUGGUCAUCGUAAAACUAAGCACAUUAUUUUUCAUUAACAGUGUAUUCAGCUUAAUCUAGUCUAUAAUGGAAAAGUUGGAGUAGUGGAUGAUGUAUUAAAGGAAACGCGCGUGAUAGACUUUUGAAACGCAAGCUUCUUUAAAAUGCAAUUUGCCGUUAAAGUGCAGUAUUUUCUCAAUCCACGAUAUACUCGUCUUGCAAUUGCGAACAAACAGAAGCCUUUAUUUAUACAAGUUAUAAUUUAGUUUUAUUAUUGAAGAUCUGCAUUUUUUAAAUUAAACUGUUAAUUAUCAUUGCCGUUGCUCAAUCAGUAUAAUUUGAAAACAGUGCGGAAUUUAUUGUAAUAAGUUUUUAAACUUCUUAAAAUUGUAUGGUGAUAUUUUACUUUUAGAGUUUCGGUAGAUUUUUUUCUGAAACUUUAAAGAACCGUUAAUGAUAUUUGUAAUAAAUUAAGUGUACAGGAAUUAGUGCUAAUUAGUUUACAUGUACAAACAAAAUUUUACUGUUAUUAAAAAUCAAUUUUGUAAUCGAGGCAAUAUCUAAAGCAUUAAAAGAUUAUUAAAAUAACAUUAAGUGCAAUGCUUUUCCUUGUUUUGAAUAUGAAAAUCAAUCUCGACUGUAUCAAGACUGUCAAACGGCAUUUUGGCUAAAAGAAAGAGAAUGAACACGCUAUGUAGAAAAAUGUUCUUUGGCGACUGUAAGUUAGAGUGCAUGUGACAUACCAAGACGGCUGUAUUUUUAUGCUAGUUUCUUAAGUAAAAUUACAUGCGCUGUAUGAAUGUUGAGAGUUGCAUGACUAUUGAAAAACAUUGUAUUAUAAACUGAAGCAAAUAUUGUUUAA
Messenger RNA from Phymastichus coffea, 6626 nucleotides. It is a transcript of the gene dsd, whose product is annotated as attractin-like protein 1. Gene Ontology annotation, molecular function: protein binding. Lineage: Eukaryota; Metazoa; Arthropoda; Insecta; Hymenoptera; Eulophidae. The transcript is spliced from 12 exons. The record is from RefSeq and is a predicted model, not a curated record. Gene Ontology annotation, cellular component: Golgi apparatus. The coding region runs from base 454 to 4362 and encodes 1302 amino acids.